UCAAAAUUGUCAAGUCAAUCGCUGCGGGAAUGGAAAAUGGAAGUGUAUUGUGUUGUUUUUCUUUGUAUUGUUAUUUUACUGAAAAACUGAUCAAUUUAGGAAAAUAAAAGACAGUUACUUAUCAAUAAUACAGUAAUGGAUGUCGUGAAACUUUUAAAAAACUAUUUGUAUGACGAAAAAGCAGAAAUGUUUGCUUUAGAGACAUGGACCUCCGACUGGUCAGACAGUUUCCAAGAAAAUCAGCUAAUGUGGUCGAUAUGCGGCUGUAUCCUGAUAUCUCUGCUGCUGGCAUUUGUCAUCUACUACAAAAGGUGGAAAGCGAAAGCCGUCCUCCACAUUCUAGCGGACCAGCUCAUCAGCUCGGCCGGUCUCGGCGCCGGCGGGGAGAACAAGCGGUUCCGCAAGCGGGACAAGAUGCUGUUCUACGGACGCCGCAUGCUGAGGAAGGUCAAAUCCAUCUCCAACUCCGGGCAGGGGCGGAAGCGCCGCGCCGUCAUGCGGUUCGCGAGGAAGCUGCUGCAGCUCAAGAAGGAGUCGGCGCCUGAGCAGCUGAAGGUGCUGGAGCCGCCGGCGGAGUACCUGCAGGAGGACCUGACGAGCGACGAGCGCGUGCCGCCCGACGCGCUGUACAUGCUGCACAGCAUCCGAGUGUUCGGACACUUUGAGAAGCCCGUGUUCCUGAUGCUGUGCAAGCACACGGAGAUACUGAAUUUGCCGGCCGGAUCGUAUCUGUUUAAAGUUGGCGACUCCGACGAGAAUGUCUACGUGGUGCAGACCGGCCGCGUCAACGUGUACAUCACGAACCCGGACGGAAGCAGUCUGUCCCUGAAGGUGGUGAAGGCCGGCGAGAGCGUCACCUCGCUGCUCAGCUUUACUGAUGUACUCACGGGAAACUCUCAACCGUACAAAACUGUGAAUGCCAAGGCGCUGGAAGACUCGCAAGUGAUAAAGCUACCGAUGAGAGCUUUCCAGGAAGUCUUCAAAGAAUACCCGGAUAUAUUCGUCAGAGUUAUACAGAUCAUCAUGGUGCGACUACAACGAGUCACGUUCACUGCGCUACACCAGUACCUCGGCCUGAGCGCAGAACUCGUCAACCCGGGUCGCGAGCGGCGGCGGCCCGGCAACAUCGGCCUGUCUCCGUCUAAAGCGCGGACCUGCGACGCGUCGACCUCCAUGCACUCUCCACAUCAUACUGAGAGGACUGUGCCGGAGCAGGCGUCGGAAAGCGCGUCGCCCGCGCACGCGCCGCGCCCGCCCCGCCCGGACAUGGUGCCCGAUAUAGCGGCCACUGGAAGCACUACGCAGCAACCGGACGUACAGCCGACGUCGUCGUUCCAGAGGAAGGAGGGAUCGUUCAAGAGACACAACCAAAAUGAGAACUUGGAUGAACAGGCUCUAAUCCAGAUAGCGACAGAAGCGUUCAUCAAGGAGCUAGGUCUAGAAGACGACAAGCUGCUGAAGGGAGUCGUGCAGGUGCGCGACCUGCCCGCCGGGACUUAUAUCAUGAAGGAGGAGAGCCAUAAGGAUGUUGCGCUAGUGUACUUACUGUCUGGCGCUCUGGUGGUCUCCCAGAGGGUGGCUGAGGGCGAGGGUGAAGUGCACAUGUUCACUGCCUACCCAGGCGAAGUCGAAGGCGGUCUCGCCGUCCUAACCGGGGAGCCCAGCUUCUUCUCCAUCAGAGCGAAGCACUUCUCCCGCAUAGGGCUCCUCUCCAAGACCGCCGUAUACAGCAUGAUGCGCGAGCGGCCGAGCGUGGUGCUGCACAUAGCGAACACCGUGGUGCGGAGACUGUCGCCGUUUGUGCGCCAGGUGGACUUUGCGCUGGACUGGGUAUUCCUAGAAUCUGGUCGCGCGGUAUACCGACAAGACGAGGAGGCGGGCUCCACGCUGAUCGUGCUGAGCGGCCGCCUGCGCUCCGUCAUCACGCACCCCAACGGCAAGAAGGAGCUGCUCGCCGAGUACGGCAAGGGCGACCUCGUGGGCAUCGUGGAGAUGGUGACACAAACCCGGCGCAGCACCACAGUGAUGGCGGUGCGAGACUCGGAGCUGGCCAAGCUGCCCGAGGGACUGUUCAACGCCAUCAAACUGCGCUUCCCCGUCGUUGUGACCAGAUUGAUUAAUUUGUUGGGCCAUAGGAUCCUUGGUUCCUGGCAGAAGCCCACCGUAGGGCUCGGCACAGCGACCCUCGAGGCGCGCUCGACACAGCACAACUUCUCCACAGUGGCGGUGGUGCCGGUCGGUGAAGAUGUUCCACUGACUGCGUUCACUUAUGAGCUGUACCACUCGCUGUGUGCUAUUGGCCCGACGGUCCGCCUCACCUCUGACGUGAUCCGCAAGCUGCUGGGGCUCACCAUCAUGGACCCCAACAACGAGUACCGGCUCAGCUCCUGGCUGGCGCAGCAGGAGGACAAGCACAAGGUGGCUCUGUACCAGUGCGAUCCGAGUCUGACGCACUGGACGCAGCGCUGUAUUCGACAAGCCGACUGCAUACUGCUCGUGGCGCUGGGCGACAAACAACCCAGUAUUGGCAAGAUAGAAAAAGAAAUCGAGCGCCUCGCCAUCCGCACGCAAAAGGAACUAGUGCUACUCCACCGCGCCAACGGGCCUGCCCCUUCAGGCACCGUGCACUGGCUCAACAUGAGGUCCUGGGUGUCCCAGCACCACCACGUGCGCUGCCCCACGCGCAUGUUCACCAGGAAGACUAGCUACAGGAUCAGCGAGCUCUACAGCAAAGUCCUGAUGUCAGAACCCUCGGUCCAUUCAGACUUCUCCCGGCUGGCGCGCUGGCUGGCCGGCACCAGCGUGGGGCUGGUGCUGGGCGGCGGCGGCGCGAGGGGCGCCGCACACGUCGGCAUGUUGAAGGCUGUUCAGGAAGCCGGUAUCCCCAUAGAUAUGGUGGGCGGCGUCAGCAUCGGGGCCUUCAUGGGCGCGCUGUGGUGCAUGGACCGCAACAUCACUACUGUCACGCAGAAGGCUAGGGAGUGGUCGCAGAAAAUGACGCAAUGGGGCAAGCAGCUUCUAGACCUCACGUACCCGGCCACGUCCAUGUUCUCCGGACGCCACUUCAACGCCACCAUCCGGGGCACGUUCGCGGACGUCCACAUCGAGGACCUGUGGAUCCCGUACUUCACCGUCACCACGGACAUUACCGAGAGCUGCAUGAGGGUGCAUCGGCAUGGUUCCCUCUGGCGUUACAUUCGCGCGUCGAUGUCGCUCAGCGGGUACAUGCCGCCAUUAUGCGACCCGGUAGACGGCCACCUCCUAUUGGACGGCGGUUACGUCAACAACUUGCCAGCGGACGUGAUGCGCUCACUCGGCGCCAAGCACAUCCUAGCAGUGGACGUCGGGUCACAAGACGACACGGACCUGACCAACUACGGAGACGACCUGUCCGGCUGGUGGCUGCUGUGGAAGAAAUGGAACCCAUUCACAACUCCAGUGAAGGUCCCCAAUUUGCCCGACAUCCAGAGCAGAUUGGCUUACGUCUCGUGCAACAGACAGCUAGAGGAAGUGAAAACCUCCGACUACUGCGAGUACAUCCGGCCGCCCAUCGACCAGUACAAAACCCUGCAAUUCGGCUCAUUCGACGAGAUCAAAGACGUGGGGUACCGACACGGGGCCGCGUACUUUGAGGGGCAGCGGCGCGGCGGCGGCGGAGGCGUCAGCGACGCGAGCCGGGCCAAGAACAAGCACGCGCAGCCGAGCUUGACCGACUACACAUUCACGGACCUUGCUCAGAUGGUGUGUGCGGUACCCAAGAACAAGGAGGAGGAGUCUCCUUCAUCAUCAGACUACGAGGACGAUGACCAGAGACACUUCGAGGGGUACGCCUCGGAGCCCAGCGCCGGGUGUAUGGAGCUGUCAUCUAGCGUUGAGACGUCGGCGUGGCGCAGCGACUCUGAACUGGACUCCCGGCGCACGCGCCGCGUCGGUGGCUCCCUCUCGCUGUCUGAAGACGAAAUAGACUCGGAAGCGGAAAUGUACGACCCCCUGAACAAGCGCGGCGGCGGCAGGUGAGACCUGGCUCUAUGUCUGCACGACCUGUGCAAGGCCUUGUACGAGUACUCCAGGACCACAGAGCAGAACUGCACCGAAGCAUAGAGUAGCUGUCAAAUUUCAAACCUAGAAUACUGUCAGGCGGGAAAAAAGAAAAACUGUUGUGAAAGUAAGAAAGGAGGUUAGAGUUUUUUGUUGUGAACUUUUUGUGUGUGCAAAUGAUGAGAGGAAAGAUUAGGAGUGGAGAGAUUUGAAGAAUGUGAUAUGUAUGUGUACGAGUACAGUGAUAGUUUUAUAGUGAAAUGUUAACGCGCAGUCGUAUGUUUUGGCACAAUGUUGUAAGUAAUUUUCAGAUUCCAAAGUGCGCUGUGAUGAUUGUUUUUAAGUAUCUAUUGUAUUUGUUUUUAUUUUUAUUUCCUUCAUAUCCAUGUAGUAGGUCUUCCAGUCUUGGAGGAGACUUAUGUCUGCACUGUAAUGUAUUGGUUGCUUCAGAAUCUGUAACAGUGAACUUGACAAUAGUGCAUCAUGUAUAAAAGUAUGUCGAUAAACCAUUGUAUGAACCCCAAAGCAACUAUGCAACAAUUAUUUUAGGAAGCUAUAAUUAUGUAAGUAGAUAUAUCUUACUGUAUCAAGAUUUUUAAUGCGUAAUUUCUGUAUUUUUGUCUACCAUAGAGGCUUAUAAAUAGUACAAUGGCAACACCAAUAUUUAUUGUGAUCAAAGUAUACACAUAAAAUAUUAACCCAUAUUGAAUACAUAUCGCUAAUAGUAUGUGCAUGUCGUUGCUAUUUUAGUAAAGAUUAUGAAUUGUAUUUCUGGUGCCAUCUUUAAAACCAAAUUGUAUUUUUAGUAAUAAAUCUACAUAACCAUAAUUAACGAUUUCAAACGACUGAUGUUGUUUUUUGUAACUAUGUAAGGCCACGUAUUUUUCGUACGUACACAACAUUACAAUACAGAGUGUUGCAAAAAUGGUAUGCUAUUUUUUUUUAAAUUUCCAAAAGAUUUAGUAUAAAAGUGGUCCAGAUUGACACCCUGAGUCACCCCCUUUUGGCUUAGUAUAACACUUUUGCAACACCUUGUAUAGUAUCCACUAGGGAGUAAGAGUGUAACUCACAGCGAAUUUGAAUGGCGCUGCGGUAGAUUUUAAAAGUCAAAUAUUGCACUCUGCUCUGCUUGCUACAUUAUUCAAGCCGAAUGCCGAUGCUGUAUUGUGUCUAAGCACAAAAAUAUAAAUACUAAAAUGUGAUGGACAAUGUACUAAUUUAGUCUAAUGUAAAGUACGUCGUAUUUAGAUUGUAGAUAGCUAAUUAUUGAAAGCCAAAUGUGUAGCUCAAUUAUUGUAAUCAAUACUGACAAAAUGUUUAAUAUGCUCUCGUAAUAAAAAAUUAUACAAUGAA
Molecule: messenger RNA, 5391 nt
Organism: Plutella xylostella (diamondback moth)
Lineage: Eukaryota; Metazoa; Arthropoda; Insecta; Lepidoptera; Plutellidae
Source: RefSeq, a predicted model, not a curated record